UUAAGCUUGGGACAAUAAAUAAUUCUAUGAGUUCAAAAGAACCAAGAGAGCCAAAACCUAUUCUUAAUUCGUUGAAUAUACUUCAACUUAUUAGAACUGCUCAACAAAAGCAUGGGCUUCGUCAUGAAAACUAUCAACGUUAUAGGGGUUAUUGUGCAAGGAGAGUGGAGCGAAUCAGAAAGUCCUUAAAAUUCACUCAUCACUACAAAUGUCUGCCAAAGCGUUCAGGAAAAUUUAUAGCAAGAACUGUUACAUCAGAUCUUGUUGGCGAUAAAAGAUAUUUAGAACUUAUUGUUUUCGAAAUUGAACGAUGUUGGGCUCAUGCUAUGGAAUUCAAAUUUGAAGCUCUCGAUGAUCCCUUAUCGCGUAAAAAAUUUGGAAUGCGACAAAAAUUUCGUAAAGCAGCAAAAUGGGCACAAUUUUUGAGUGGAUUAAUUAAAGACAAUGAAUUGGUUGAAGAGGUCACAAAAUUGGAGUCACGGGCCUAUAUUUCUUUCAUCCAAGGGAGUCUUGAAUUGGAACUUAGAAACUGGAAGGAAGCUGCCGAGCAAUUUGAUGCUUCAAGAAUUGCAUAUACAGCUCUUUUUGAACAACUGAACGAGCCGUCUUUUUCUGAAAUUUACUUGACAAAAUGCCGCGAAGUUGAAAAUCUUUUAAAAUUAUGUCGGAGUGAAUCAGGUGACGCAAGUGUUUUGAUCUCUACUGUUAGUUCUAUGCAAUUAAAUGCUUCAGAGAAUGAGCAGAUGGAUGUUGAUAACGAGAAGCCUACUCAACCUUUAAAGACAAAAAAGAAACAAAAAUUUGGAGGAAAGCCUGCUCCUGUUGACCCUUUAUUUAUUGAUUUGGCACGUAAUCAUCUUGACAUUAAGCCUUUUAAUAAACCCUCUGAUGCUUCUAAAUGGUUGGGGUGCAGGCGUGUUUAA
This is a messenger RNA of Meloidogyne enterolobii, 923 nucleotides long. NCBI's taxonomy places the organism in Eukaryota, Metazoa, Nematoda, Chromadorea, Rhabditida, Meloidogynidae. The record is from the annotation of a GenBank genome assembly.